Molecule: messenger RNA, 2200 nt
Organism: Toxotes jaculatrix (banded archerfish)
Lineage: Eukaryota; Metazoa; Chordata; Actinopteri; Toxotidae
Product: opioid growth factor receptor-like
Exons: 8
Coding region: 31-1149 (372 amino acids)
Cellular component (GO): membrane
Molecular function (GO): opioid growth factor receptor activity
Source: RefSeq, a predicted model, not a curated record
GCAAACUAAGACACAGCGCGUUACCCAGACAUGAAUCGGCUGUCGGGGCUGUGUCGCCUCUGUAGACAGGUUGUGUUUGCGAUGGCCUGGUCUGGCUAUAACCGACUUUAUGCUGUCAUUGAGUGGCUGUGGAGCAGACGGGGUUUCUUAAUACGCUGUGUGACCAGAGUUUUCGCUCCGGUGUCGAAACGUGUGCGGCAUUUCCUCGGUUGGAAGGAGGAUAACGGAAGCCAAGACGAGCCUGAAAACCAAAUUCCAGCAGCAGCAGCAGCAGCAGAUUACCCCGAGAAGGCCGAGGAGGAUGACCUGCACUGUGCCUACGAUUCAACGUGGGAGACUGAGGGGGGUCAGGAGAUCACGGUCAUGAGGGCCAGGCGUCCAGCACAGUCCAGGAAUUACAAGUUCAGCAGAUUUGAACAUGCCGCAAGGGACAUGCAGAACUACAGACAUGACUACCCUAACCAGAUCAGGCUGCAUCGCUGGAACCAGAACAGGCCCUCUGAUGACAUGCCUAAUUUGUUAUUCUACCUCGGAACAAGGCCCUCUGUACCUGACGGUGCCUUCAUACAUGAUUUCCACCAUACAUGGAAGGGUGAUUAUGACAGACUGGAGAUUGUACACAGCUAUAUUCAGUGGUUGUUCCCACUGCAAGAACCUGGGAUGAACCCUGAGGCCAGCACGCUGACAAAAGAAGAAAUAGAGGCUUUUCGUAACAACAUCACUGCAAAGGAAAAUCUGCUGAAGUCAUACCAGCUCAUGUUGGACUUCUACGGUAUCAUGUUGUGUGAUGAGGAGACAGGAGAAGUCAACAGAGCCCCAAACUGGAGGGGCAGAUUCCACAACCUGAACAAUCACACUCACAACAACCUGCGCAUCACCCGCAUCCUGAAGUGCCUGGGAACCCUGGGGUAUCCCCACUUCCAAGCCCCUCUGGUCCAGUUCUUCCUGAUGGAGACACUGGUCAACGGACAUCUUCCAAAUAUCAAAGACAGCGUCCUCAACUACUUUGUGUUUGCUGUCCUCGAUAAGAAGCAACGCAGGAACCUCAUUAAGUUUGCUUAUUUGAACUAUGAACCAAAAGAUGCGUUUGUGUGGUGCCCAAGAAAAAUACAGAGGAUGUGGUCAGAGCAGUCAGCGUCCGAGACAUAGAAGGGAACACAAGGUAAAAAAAGAUGUUUGUAAGCUUGACCUGAGUCCUGGGAAUCUGAGUCUGGACAACAAAGAAGAAGUAAAUGAUGCAGUCAGAGUAGAACGUGUUUUAAAUCUAAUAACAGUGUUGACAACCUUUCACUAGACUCUGAAAAUGUGAUGAGUUUAUGGCAACACCUGUAGAGCAGCAGUUACAACAGAGUCGCCUUCACAGCAGCUGGUGGACAAGGUGGCCACGAAACAGGAAGGACUUAUGCAAGUCAAAUUAAUGAGGAUGAAAUGUCCAGCUUCAGGGUCAAAGCAGGAAGAGACAGGGUCAGUUACGAUCACCCAUUGAUGCACAUGCACAUGAUCCUGAUAUUAUUAAAAUCUUCUCAGUAGUUCACACACUGGUUUAUCGUGCUUUUCAUAACAAACCAAACAGUGUAGUUACUUAUGGAAAUUUGUUUAAUAUUCAGUUUGAUUUCUGGAGUUUUACUCAUAUUUUUCUUUCACUUUCACAAACAAAAAUGUGCAGGGCUGUUCAGUGGAUGAAUGUUUUAUACAAAAGGUGCAACAGUAAUAGAAAUGCUUGUGUCAUGUUGAGAAGAAGUGGGACAAAUUAAGAAUUUAAAGAGUGAUUAAUAACACUGAAAUGACUGCUCCCAAAUUCUAAUUCUCUAAAACCUUUGUUCAGUUUUUCUUGUUCACUAUGUUCACAUUGUUAUCUUAUGUCUAACUGUCUUAUGUGAUCACAGAUUUUUCCCUGUUGCUUUUUUUCCUAAUCAUAACGUCUAAGCAAAGAUUAAAGCCAAAAAUGUGAAACAGUGGGUCUGUACUGGUAGUGCUGCAUUUAAGUCUAUUGUUAAGUUCUGUGCUUGAGUUGUGGUGCUGCCUAACUGCCUGAGUGACCUAAUGGUGAAGGAGCAGGGAGAUAAAGUGUUUUUUGAGGUUGUGAAACAUGAAUGUUGAUCAUGUUAUAAAAGGUUCAGAUGUUUGUUUUUUUCUGACACAGAACUUUUAUCAUGCAGAUAGUUUUUGAUUAUUUUGAGAAAAUAAAAAUACACCACUA